AUGUGUACCCGCACGUUAACUAAAAUGACUAUUUUGAUGAAUCACAUAAAUAAAUUGAGUCCGAAUCAAGCACGAUCCAUUAUUAUAUUGGCACCUCAAGCGAGUAAUCAUGACGUUCGAGUGAUAAAAGUAAUAUUAGCAAUAAGAAAUAAUCCACAACGAACUAAAAUUAAUUUUCAUGUUGUUGCUGAAAUAACCGAACGAAUUAAUUUGGAUGUGGCAUUGAUUGCAGGUGGAGAUGAAGUUAUGUUUUUCCAUGCCGAUGAAAUCAUUGCACGCAUUAUCGUUCAAUCAGGUCGACAAAGUGGUUUGGGUACUAUAUUAUCCAGUCUAUUAUCAUUUCGAGACGAUGAAAUUUAUUUUAAACAUGAGAAAGCACUUAUUGGUAGAACAUUUCAUGAUGCUGUAUUUGCAUACGAGAAAUGUUCGGUAAUUGGACUGAUGCUAUCCAAUGGAACAGUUUUAUUGCUUCCACCGUUGGAUACAGUAAUCAAUGUAGAUGAUCAAAUAAUACUUAUAGCUGAAGAUGAUGAUAAAAUUAUAUUAGCAUCUAAUUAUUUAGCAUACAUAGCUAAAUAUUCUUCUCCAGUAUCAUUGCAUUUAAUAAAUCUUAAUACAAUUCAAUUAUCAAAAACUACAGCAGCAAAAGUAGAACGAAACAUUAUAUGUGGCUGGAAUAAUAAAACUCCAUUAAUAGCUAAAGAAUUGGAUAGUUAUGUUUUGCAAGGUAGUGAACUUCAUAUAUUAACAGAUUCUGUUGAUGCAAAGACAUUCGUAUCAAACCAAUUAGUUAAUGAAUUAAAACAUCAAAAGUUAUAUUUUCAUUCAGGUCAUAUGACACGCCGACAUGAUUUAGAAAAACUAAAUUUAUCAAUCUUUGAUUAUGUUAUUCUAGUACCCAGUGAAGACGGAGAAAAAAUUUUCAGCGAAGAAGCAGAUGCUGAAUGUCUCAUUUGUUUAUUAUAUAUACGAGAUAUAAUUGAGAAAUCAAACUGGCAAAAAAAAUUUAGUAUUGUAACAGAAAUGUAUAACGCGCGUAAUAGUGAACUGGCUGAUAUGACAUGCGCAGACGACUAUAUAAUUGCUCCAAAUUUAAUAUCAAAAUAUAUUGCACAAUUAUCUGAAAAUAAAAACAUAAAAAAGGUGUACGAUGUUUUGUUAACACCUGAGGGUCCUGAAAUUCUUUUAUGUCAAGCAUCCAUCUUUGUUCCACUAUAUACACCAGUGAGUUAUUAUGAAGUUUUACAAUCAACAUUAAAAUUUCAAUGUGUGGCUGUUGGUUACAGAUUAAUGAAAUAUGUACGUGAUCAAACAAAAAACUAUGGCAUCGUUGUAAAUCCAAAUAAACGAGAACAAAUAAUAUUUGCAGACAAUGAUAAAAUUAUUGUUUUUGCUGAUGAAACAGUUGUAUUCCCGAGUUUUCAGCACCAGAUUUCGAAUAGUAGGCUCUAA
Molecule: messenger RNA, 1452 nt
Organism: Didymodactylos carnosus
Lineage: Eukaryota; Metazoa; Rotifera; Eurotatoria; Philodinida; Philodinidae
Source: the annotation of a GenBank genome assembly